AUGGCCAGAAACAAGCAGACCGCCCGCAAAUCCACUGGAGGAAAAGCCCCCAGGAAGCAGCUGGCUACCAAGGCUGCAAGGAAGAGCGCCCCGGCCACCGGCGGCAUCAAGAAGCCUCACCAUUACCGACCCGGUACCGUGGCUCUGAGAGAGAUCCGUCGCUACCAGAAAUCCACGGAGCUGCUCAUCCGCAAGCUGCCCUUCCAGCGCCUGGUCAGAGAGAUCGCUCAGGACUUCAAGACAGACCUGCGCUUCCAGAGCUCCGCUGUCAUGGCUCUGCAGGAGGCCAGCGAGGCUUACCUGGUCGGCCUCUUCGAGGACGCCAAUCUGUGUGUCAUCUGCGCCAAGAGGGUCACCAUCAUGCCCAAAGACAUACAGCUGGCCCGCCGCAUCCGUGGAGAGAGGGCUUAG
Acanthochromis polyacanthus (spiny chromis) is the source of this 411-nucleotide messenger RNA. RefSeq names its product histone H3-like. Gene Ontology annotation, molecular function: protein heterodimerization activity; DNA binding; structural constituent of chromatin. Gene Ontology annotation, cellular component: nucleosome. NCBI's taxonomy places the organism in Eukaryota, Metazoa, Chordata, Actinopteri, Pomacentridae. The record is from RefSeq and is a predicted model, not a curated record. The transcript has a single exon. The coding region runs from base 1 to 411 and encodes 136 amino acids.